AUGCCAGCUGACCUUUGCCAGCCGCAGAGCCACUGCUUCCCCCUAGGGCAGGCCCUGCCCCUCUCGGGAAGCUCAGCAAGGCGUGUCCUCAACGCCCUCCCAGGAGCCUGGCUGGCUCGACUGGGCUGGGUUCAGUCACUGGGACUUCUUCGGGGUGAGGUGCACUUCCCCGAGCGGGUGGGCAGGAGCAUGGGCAGGGAAAGCCCUGCACACCUGGGGCGCCAUCGGCGAGGGCAGAUGCUGGCUCUGACCGUGACCCUCCUCCUCACCUGUGGGCCAGGCCCUGAUGAGUCUGUGGCAAGCACCACCAGGGAGCUGAGUCAAGGAGAAUAUGGAGGUACCACUUCGCCAACCAGUAACCCCUCAUCUCUUACGACUAUGAUCAAUGUGGGUAUGUCCACAAGAAGCCCAGAAAUGGCUACAGCCUUCAAAAUCAUAAGCUCCAAGGAGCCCAGCACCAGCCCAGAAAUGAAGUACACUCUGGGAAAUUCUUGGAAUACUUCAACAGCAACUGUCCCUAUGAAGACCACAGUGGAACCAGUCACACUUCAGUCCACAGCCAUAGAGAGUAGCGGCAUCAGCCUCUCUCACCUGCCCACAGGAUUCAUGACACCAGCCAAGUCACCAACAAAAGGGACAGCAACUACAGAAUGGGUCUCACUCUCCCAAUCUGAGGUUGGGACCAACCCCCAUCUUGGGACUCCAGAAGGGACCAAAAAGUCAUUGGGCACAGUGUCCUCUGUCUCCCGAGAGUCAAAUCCUAAAGGCAACAUAGGGACUGGUCCACAAACAAGCCCAAAUCUGAUUCCAAGGACAACUGGAAUGAAUUUAUCCAUGUGGCUUGGCUCCACUGGAGGGACCACCGUGGACACACAUGUCUCUCUGAACACAUCUUCCACUGGUCCUGAAGACUCUGUGGCCAUCCCGGACUCUGUGACAACCCAGAUGGUAACCACGAGCUCAGUGACAGAUAAAUCUGAAUUUAUAACCAAGACAAGGGUCAACAUCACAGUCAUUCCUUUACAGUCCAGUAUUUACAUGGAUACCAACUCAACCGCAGAGAUAAGCAGUGUCCAUUCCCUAAGUUCUUUUGCUAUUACUAGGGUGUCCGGGACAGAAGUCACUACCUCUGACAGAAUUUCCAGCCCAGAUCUAGCUCAGUCCACAAGGUCAUCAGACAUCACCAGGCCCUCUACCUUCCCUGACAUAACAGACUCUGAAAGAAUAACCAUCACCAUGCAAACAGGUCCUUCUGGGACUACAUUGCUGGGUGCACCUACCAUGGACACAUUAGCCACAGCCUCCUUGUCAGGGACCUACUUGGCUGUGACUCAGGGAUUUCCACAGUCAAAGAUAACCACUCAAACGAGCAAAGGUCCUGAAGGUGUGUCAUGGACAAACCCUCCCUCUCUGGGAGAAACCACCUCUUCCUAUUCCCUAGCACCUAUCCCCGACACAACCUCAUCUUCUCAUGUUUUGCUGACAUCACAAGGGCAAAGUACCUCCUCUACUCUAUCUGUGACUUCAGGUCUCUUGCCUGAGAACUUCGGCUUGGGGAAGACCAGAGACAUGUUGAGGACGAGUUUGGAAACUGAUACCAGUUUACCCCCAAAUUUGAGGAGUAGCUCAGAUGAGAUGUUUGUCACCACAGAUAUAGAAGCAAUUCAUCCUUCCACAAACACAGCAAUGACACAUGUAGAGACUACCAGUUGUGAACAUGAAUCACAUUCUCCUGUCCUGGCCCCCACACAGCCACCCAAAGCUAAAUCUUCAGUGGUUACCUCCUCCACCAUGUGGGACACUACUGCCCCCACAUCAAUGUCUGGCUCAUCUGAGACUAUAAAGAUUGAGAGAGAGUCAGUAUCCUCUCUGAAUACUGGACUUAGGGAGACAAGUACCUACCAGGAGACCAGCUCUGCUACAGAGACAAGCACUGUCAUUUCCAAUGUGUCCACAAAUGAUGCUACUACUGAGGUCACCAGGACACAAGUUACCUCCUCCAGCAGGAAAUCUAUCCCAAGCCUUGCUCACUUCAAAACUUCUCCAAACACACUUACAGAAAGCAGAACCAGCCCCUCUAUAUCCAUGUUCAUGACAGAAUCUUCGGGAAUGACCAUCACUACCCAAACAGGUCCCCCAGGGGUUACAUCACAGGACACACUUACCUUGGACAUAUUGACCAAGGUCUCUGGGGCAGGGACUCAUUCGACUGUGACUCAGAGUUCUACACACUCAGAGAUGACCACUCUCAGCAGCAGAGGUCCCAAGGAUGUGUCUUGGCCAAGCCCUGCCUCUGUGAAAGAAACUGGCUCUCCAACCUCCCCAGUAAUUGUACCUGCCAGGACAACACCGUCCCCUGAGCCAUCCACAUUACCAGGGAGGAGCCCCUCCUCUCCUACACCUGUGACCUCACUGCUCACUCGUGGUCUGGGGAAGACCAAAGACACAUUGGGUACAAGUGUGGAACCUGUGUCCAGUUCACCUUCAAGUGAGAUGAGCACCACCAUUGAGAUACUGUCCACCUCUGAAGCCUCCACAGGUACAGAUGCACUUCAGCCCUCCAAAAACACAGCUGGGACCCACCGGGCCAACACAAUUUCUGGACAUGAAGCACAUUCCUCUGCCCCAGCUGAAUCACAGCCAUCGAAUGUCACGUCCCCAAUGGUUACUCCUUCCCCCUCUAGGGACACCAGUGUUUCUACAUCAAUGCCUCACUCUUUAGAAACUACAAUGUUUGAGAUACACUCCACAUCCUCUCUGACUCCUCCACUGAGGAAGCCCAGCACCGUCCAGCAGAACAGCACAGCCACAGAGAAAAUCGCCGUCCCUUCCAAAGUACCCACUGAUACGACUAUUGAGAACUCUAGGACCGAAUCAAUCUCCCCUAGCAGCACGUCCAUCCCUGGCCCUGUUCAGUACACGCUGUCGCCAGACAUUCCUGCAGGCAUCAUCACCGGGCCCUCUGCCUCUCCUGUGCCAACAGAAUCUGCAGAAGUCACCAUGACCACCCAAACAGGUCCCAUUGAGCCGACAUCACAGGACCCACUUACCUUGGACACUACAUCCAACACCUCAGGGGCAGAGAUCCACUCGACUGUGACUCAGAGUUUUAUGCACCCAGAGAUGUCCACUCUCAGCAGCAGAGGUCCCGAGGAUGUGUCUUGGCCAAGCCCUGCCUCUGUGAUAGAGACUGGCUCUCCAUCUUCCCCAGUGAUUGUACCUGCCAUGACAACACCCUCCCCUGAGCCACGCAAAUUACUAAGGAGAAGCCCCUCCUCUCCUACUCCUGUGACCUCACUUCUCACCCGUGGUCUGCAGAAAACCAGAGACACAUUGGGUACAAGUGUGGAACUUGUGCCCAGUUCACCUUCAACUGAGAUGAGCACCACCAUUGAGAUACUGUCCACCUCUGAAGCCUCCACAGGUACAGAUGCAAUUCAGCCCUCCAAAAACACAGGUGGGAUCAAUGGGGCCAACGAAAGCUCUGGACAUGAAACACAUUCGUCUGCCCCAGCUGACUCGGAGCCAUCCAAUGUCACGUUUCCAAAGCUUAUUCCUUCCAACUCUAGGGACACCCAUGUUAGCACAUCAGUGCCUAACUCUUUAGAAACUACAGUGUUUGAGCUAGACUCCAUAUCCUCUCUGACUCCUGAACUGAGGAACACAAGCACCGUCCAGCAGAACAGCUCAGCCACAGAGAAAAUCGGCGUCCUUUCCAAAGUACCCACUGAUAUGACUACUGAGAUCUCUAGGACCGAACCCAACUCCUCUAGCAGCACGUCCAUCGCUGGCCCUGUUCAGUCCACGAUGUCACCAGACAUCCCUGAAGGCCUGAUCACCAGGCCCUCUGCCUCUCCUGUGACGACAGAAUCUGCAGAAGUGACCAUGACCACCCAAACAGGUCCCAUUGAGGCUACUUCACACGACCCACUUACCUUGGGCGCUACAACUAAUACCACAGGGGCGGAGAUUCACUCGACUGUGAAUCAGAGUUUUAUGCAACCAGAGAUGACCACUCUCAGCAGCAGAGGUCCCGAGGAUGCGUCUUGGCCAAGCCCUGCCUCUGUGAAAGAAACUGGCUCUCCAUCCUCCCCAGUGACUGCACCUGCCAUGACAACACCCUCUCCUGAGCCAACCACAUUACCAGGGAGGAGCCCCUCCUCUCCUAUCCCUGAGACCUCACUUCUCACUCGUGGUCUGGGGAAGACCAAAGACACAUUGGGUACAAGUGUGGAACCUGUGUCCAGUUCACCUUCAAGUGAGAUCAGCACGACCAAGGAGAUACUGUCCACAUCUGAAGCCUCCACAGGUACAGAUGCAAUUCAGCCCUCCAAAAACAAAGCUGGGACCCACGGGGCCAAUAUAAAUUCUGGGCAUGAAGCACAUUCCUCUGCCCCAGCUGAUUCAGAGCCAUCCAAUGUCACGUCUCCAAUGUUUACUCCUUCCACCCGUACGGAGACCAGUGUUUCCACAUCAAUGCCUCACUCUUUAGAAACUACAAUGUUUGAGCUAGACUCCACAUCCUCUCUGACUCCUGAACUGAGGAACACCAGCACUGUCCAGCAGAACAGCUCAGCCACAGAGAUAAUCGCCGUACUUUCCAAAGUACCCACUGAUAUGACUACUGAGAUCUCUAGGACCGAACCCAACUCCUCUAGCAGCACGUCCAUCGCUGGCCCUGUUCAGUCCACGAUGUCGCCAGACAUCCCUGAAGGCCUGAUCACCAGGCCCUCUGCCUCUCCUGUGACGACAGAAUCUGCAGAAGUGACCAUGACCACCCAAAGAGGUCCCAUUGAGGCUACUUCACACGACCCACUUACCUUGGGCGCUACAACUAAUACCACAGGGGCGGAGAUCCACUCGACUGUGACUCAGAGUUUUAUGCAACCAGAGAUGACCACUCUCAGCAGCAGAGGUCCCGAGGAUGUGUCUUGGCCAAGCCCUGACUCUGUGAUAGAGACUGGCUCUCCAUCUUCCCCAGUGACUGUACCUACCAGGACAACACCCUCCCCUGAGCCAUCCACAUUACCAGGGAGAAGCCCCUCCUCUCCUACUCCUGUGACCUCACUUCUCAACCGUGGUCUGCGGAAAACCAGAGACACAUUGGGUACAAGUGUGGAACCUGUGUCCAGUUCACCUUCAAGUGAGAUGAGCACCACCAUUGAGAUACUGUCCACCUCUGAAGCCUCCACAGGUACAGAUGCAAUUCAGCCCUCCAAAAACACAGCUGGGACCCACCGGGCCAACACAAUUUCUGGACAUGAAGCACAUUCCUCUGCCCCAGCUGAAUCACAGCCAUCGAAUGUCACGUCCCCAAUGGUUACUCCUUCCCCCUCUAGGGACACCAGUGUUUCUACAUCAAUGCCUCACUCUUUAGAAACUACAAUGUUUGAGAUACACUCCACAUCCUCUCUGACUCCUCCACUGAGGAAGCCCAGCACCGUCCAGCAGAACAGCACAGCCACAGAGAAAAUCGCCGUCCCUUCCAAAGUACCCACUGAUACGACUAUUGAGAACUCUAGGACCGAAUCAAUCUCCCCUAGCAGCACGUCCAUCCCUGGCCCUGUUCAGUACACGUUGUCGCCAGACAUUCCUGCAGGCAUCAUCACCGGGCCCUCUGCCUCUCCUGUGCCAACAGAAUCUGCAGAAGUCACCAUGACCACCCAAACAGGUCCCAUUGAGCCGACAUCACAGGACCCACUUACCUUGGACACUACAUCCAACACCUCAGGGGCAGAGAUCCACUCGACUGUGACUCAGAGUUUUACGCACCCAGAGAUGUCCACUCUCAGCAGCAGAGGUCCCGAGGAUGUGUCUUGGCCAAGCCCUGCCUCUGUGAUAGAGACUGGCUCUCCAUCUUCCCCAGUGAUUGUACCUGCCAUGACAACACCCUCCCCUGAGCCACGCAAAUUACUAAGGAGAAGCCCCCCCUCUCCUACUCCUGUGACCUCACUUCUCACCCGUGGUCUGCGGAAAACCAGAGACACAUUGGGUACAAGUGUGGAACCUGUGCCCAGUUCACCUUCAACUGAGAUGAGCACCACCAUUGAGAUACUGUCCACCUCUGAAGCCUCCACAGGUACAGAUGCAAUUCAGCCCUCCAAAAACACAGGUGGGAUCAAUGGGGCCAACAAAAGCUCUGGACAUGAAACACAUUCGUCUGCCCCAGCUGACUCAGAGCCAUCCAAUGUCACGUUUCCAAUGCUUAUUCCUUCCAACUCUAGUGACACCCGUGUUAGCACAUCAGUGCCUAACUCUUUAGAAACUACAGUGUUUGAGCUAGACUCCAUAUCCUCUCUGACUCCUGAACUGAGGAACACAAGCACCGUCCAGCAGAACAGCUCAGCCACAGAGAAAAUCGGCGUCCUUUCCAAAGUACCCACUGAUAUGACUACUGAGAUCUCUAGGACCGAACCCAACUCCUCUAGCAGCACGUCCAUCGCUGGCCCUGUUCAGUCCACGACGUCACCAGACAUCCCUGAAGGCCUGAUCACCAGGCCCUCUGCCUCUCCUGUGACGACAGAAUCUGCAGAAGUGACCAUGACCACCCAAACAGGUCCCAUUGAGGCUACUUCACACGACCCACUUACCUUGGGCGCUACAACUAAUACCACAGGGGCGGAGAUUCACUCGACUGUGACUCAGAGUUUUAUGCAACCAGAGAUGACCACUCUCAGCAGCAGAGGUCCCGAGGAUGCGUCUUGGCCAAGCCCUGCCUCUGUGAUAGAGACUGGCUCUCCAUCUUCCCCAGUGACUGUACCUACCAGGACAACACCCUCCCCUGAGCCAUCCACAUUACCAGGGAGAAGCCCCUCCUCUCCUACUCCUGUGACCUCACUUCUCAACCGUGGUCUGCGGAAAACCAGAGACACUUUGGGUACAAGUGUGGAACCUGUGUCCAGUUCACCUUCAAGUGAGAUGAGCACCACCAUUGAGAUACUGUCCACCUCUGAAGCCUCCACAGGUACAGAUGCAAUUCAGCCCUCCAAAAACACAGCUGGGACCCACCGGGCCAACACAAUUUCUGGACAUGAAGCACAUUCCUCUGCCCCAGCUGAAUCACAGCCAUCGAAUGUCACGUCCCCAAUGGUUACUCCUUCCCCCUCUAGGGACACCAGUGUUUCUACAUCAAUGCCUCACUCUUUAGAAACUACAAUGUUUGAGAUACACUCCACAUCCUCUCUGACUCCUCCACUGAGGAAGCCCAGCACCGUCCAGCAGAACAGCACAGCCACAGAGAAAAUCGCCGUCCCUUCCAAAGUACCCACUGAUACGACUAUUGAGAACUCUAGGACCGAAUCAAUCUCCCCUAGCAGCACGUCCAUCCCUGGCCCUGUUCAGUACACGUUGUCGCCAGACAUUCCUGCAGGCAUCAUCACCGGGCCCUCUGCCUCUCCUGUGCCAACAGAAUCUGCAGAAGUCACCAUGACCACCCAAACAGGUCCCAUUGAGCCGACAUCACAGGACCCACUUACCUUGGACACUACAUCCAACACCUCAGGGGCAGAGAUCCACUCGACUGUGACUCAGAGUUUUAUGCACCCAGAGAUGUCCACUCUCAGCAGCAGAGGUCCCGAGGAUGUGUCUUGGCCAAGCCCUGCCUCUGUGAUAGAGACUGGCUCUCCAUCUUCCCCAGUGAUUGUACCUGCCAUGACAACACCCUCCCCUGAGCCACGCAAAUUACUAAGGAGAAGCCCCUCCUCUCCUACUCCUGUGACCUCACUUCUCACCCGUGGUCUGCAGAAAACCAGAGACACAUUGGGUACAAGUGUGGAACUUGUGCCCAGUUCACCUUCAACUGAGAUGAGCACCACCAUUGAGAUACUGUCCACCUCUGAAGCCUCCACAGGUACAGAUGCAAUUCAGCCCUCCAAAAACACAGGUGGGAUCAAUGGGGCCAACGAAAGCUCUGGACAUGAAACACAUUCGUCUGCCCCAGCUGACUCGGAGCCAUCCAAUGUCACGUUUCCAAAGCUUAUUCCUUCCAACUCUAGGGACACCCAUGUUAGCACAUCAGUGCCUAACUCUUUAGAAACUACAGUGUUUGAGCUAGACUCCAUAUCCUCUCUGACUCCUGAACUGAGGAACACAAGCACCGUCCAGCAGAACAGCUCAGCCACAGAGAAAAUCGGCGUCCUUUCCAAAGUACCCACUGAUAUGACUACUGAGAUCUCUAGGACCGAACCCAACUCCUCUAGCAGCACGUCCAUCGCUGGCCCUGUUCAGUCCACGAUGUCACCAGACAUCCCUGAAGGCCUGAUCACCAGGCCCUCUGCCUCUCCUGUGACGACAGAAUCUGCAGAAGUGACCAUGACCACCCAAACAGGUCCCAUUGAGGCUACUUCACACGACCCACUUACCUUGGGCGCUACAACUAAUACCACAGGGGCGGAGAUUCACUCGACUGUGAAUCAGAGUUUUAUGCAACCAGAGAUGACCACUCUCAGCAGCAGAGGUCCCGAGGAUGCGUCUUGGCCAAGCCCUGCCUCUGUGAAAGAAACUGGCUCUCCAUCCUCCCCAGUGACUGCACCUGCCAUGACAACACCCUCUCCUGAGCCAACCACAUUACCAGGGAGGAGCCCCUCCUCUCCUAUCCCUGAGACCUCACUUCUCACUCGUGGUCUGGGGAAGACCAAAGACACAUUGGGUACAAGUGUGGAACCUGUGUCCAGUUCACCUUCAAGUGAGAUCAGCACGACCAAGGAGAUACUGUCCACAUCUGAAGCCUCCACAGGUACAGAUGCAAUUCAGCCCUCCAAAAACAAAGCUGGGACCCACGGGGCCAAUAUAAAUUCUGGGCAUGAAGCACAUUCCUCUGCCCCAGCUGAUUCAGAGCCAUCCAAUGUCACGUCUCCAAUGUUUACUCCUUCCACCCGUACGGAGACCAGUGUUUCCACAUCAAUGCCUCACUCUUUAGAAACUACAAUGUUUGAGCUAGACUCCACAUCCUCUCUGACUCCUGAACUGAGGAACACCAGCACUGUCCAGCAGAACAGCUCAGCCACAGAGAUAAUCGCCGUACUUUCCAAAGUACCCACUGAUAUGACUACUGAGAUCUCUAGGACCGAACCCAACUCCUCUAGCAGCACGUCCAUCGCUGGCCCUGUUCAGUCCACGAUGUCGCCAGACAUCCCUGAAGGCCUGAUCACCAGGCCCUCUGCCUCUCCUGUGACGACAGAAUCUGCAGAAGUGACCAUGACCACCCAAAGAGGUCCCAUUGAGGCUACUUCACACGACCCACUUACCUUGGGCGCUACAACUAAUACCACAGGGGCGGAGAUCCACUCGACUGUGACUCAGAGUUUUAUGCAACCAGAGAUGACCACUCUCAGCAGCAGAGGUCCCGAGGAUGUGUCUUGGCCAAGCCCUGCCUCUGUGAUAGAGACUGGCUCUCCAUCUUCCCCAGUGACUGUACCUACCAGGACAACACCCUCCCCUGAGCCAUCCACAUUACCAGGGAGAAGCCCCUCCUCUCCUACUCCUGUGACCUCACUUCUCAACCGUGGUCUGCGGAAAACCAGAGACACAUUGGGUACAAGUGUGGAACCUGUGUCCAGUUCACCUUCAAGUGAGAUGAGCACCACCAUUGAGAUACUGUCCACCUCUGAAGCCUCCACAGGUACAGAUGCAAUUCAGCCCUCCAAAAACACAGCUGGGACCCACCGGGCCAACACAAUUUCUGGACAUGAAGCACAUUCCUCUGCCCCAGCUGAAUCACAGCCAUCGAAUGUCACGUCCCCAAUGGUUACUCCUUCCCCCUCUAGGGACACCAGUGUUUCUACAUCAAUGCCUCACUCUUUAGAAACUACAAUGUUUGAGAUACACUCCACAUCCUCUCUGACUCCUCCACUGAGGAAGCCCAGCACCGUCCAGCAGAACAGCACAGCCACAGAGAAAAUCGCCGUCCCUUCCAAAGUACCCACUGAUACGACUAUUGAGAACUCUAGGACCGAAUCAAUCUCCCCUAGCAGCACGUCCAUCCCUGUCCCUGUUCAGUACACGUUGUCGCCAGACAUUCCUGCAGGCAUCAUCACCGGGCCCUCUGCCUCUCCUGUGCCAACAGAAUCUGCAGAAGUCACCAUGACCACCCAAACAGGUCCCAUUGAGCCGACAUCACAGGACCCACUUACCUUGGACACUACAUCCAACACCUCAGGGGCAGAGAUCCACUCGACUGUGACUCAGAGUUUUACGCACCCAGAGAUGUCCACUCUCAGCAGCAGAGGUCCCGAGGAUGUGUCUUGGCCAAGCCCUGCCUCUGUGAUAGAGACUGGCUCUCCAUCUUCCCCAGUGAUUGUACCUGCCAUGACAACACCCUCCCCUGAGCCACGCAAAUUACUAAGGAGAAGCCCCCCCUCUCCUACUCCUGUGACCUCACUUCUCACCCGUGGUCUGCGGAAAACCAGAGACACAUUGGGUACAAGUGUGGAACCUGUGCCCAGUUCACCUUCAACUGAGAUGAGCACCACCAUUGAGAUACUGUCCACCUCUGAAGCCUCCACAGGUACAGAUGCAAUUCAGCCCUCCAAAAACACAGGUGGGAUCAAUGGGGCCAACAAAAGCUCUGGACAUGAAACACAUUCGUCUGCCCCAGCUGACUCAGAGCCAUCCAAUGUCACGUUUCCAAUGCUUAUUCCUUCCAACUCUAGUGACACCCGUGUUAGCACAUCAGUGCCUAACUCUUUAGAAACUACAGUGUUUGAGCUAGACUCCAUAUCCUCUCUGACUCCUGAACUGAGGAACACAAGCACCGUCCAGCAGAACAGCUCAGCCACAGAGAAAAUCGGCGUCCUUUCCAAAGUACCCACUGAUAUGACUACUGAGAUCUCUAGGACCGAACCCAACUCCUCUAGCAGCACGUCCAUCGCUGGCCCUGUUCAGUCCACGAUGUCACCAGACAUCCCUGAAGGCCUGAUCACCAGGCCCUCUGCCUCUCCUGUGACGACAGAAUCUGCAGAAGUGACCAUGACCACCCAAACAGGUCCCAUUGAGGCUACUUCACACGACCCACUUACCUUGGGCGCUACAACUAAUACCACAGGGGCGGAGAUUCACUCGACUGUGACUCAGAGUUUUAUGCAACCAGAGAUGACCACUCUCAGCAGCAGAGGUCCCGAGGAUGCGUCUUGGCCAAGCCCUGCCUCUGUGAUAGAGACUGGCUCUCCAUCUUCCCCAGUGACUGUACCUACCAGGACAACACCCUCCCCUGAGCCAUCCACAUUACCAGGGAGAAGCCCCUCCUCUCCUACUCCUGUGACCUCACUUCUCAACCGUGGUCUGCGGAAAACCAGAGACACUUUGGGUACAAGUGUGGAACCUGUGUCCAGUUCACCUUCAAGUGAGAUGAGCACCACCAUUGAGAUACUGUCCACCUCUGAAGCCUCCACAGGUACAGAUGCAAUUCAGCCCUCCAAAAACACAGCUGGGACCCACCGGGCCAACACAAUUUCUGGACAUGAAGCACAUUCCUCUGCCCCAGCUGAAUCACAGCCAUCGAAUGUCACGUCCCCAAUGGUUACUCCUUCCCCCUCUAGGGACACCAGUGUUUCUACAUCAAUGCCUCACUCUUUAGAAACUACAAUGUUUGAGAUACACUCCACAUCCUCUCUGACUCCUCCACUGAGGAAGCCCAGCACCGUCCAGCAGAACAGCACAGCCACAGAGAAAAUCGCCGUCCCUUCCAAAGUACCCACUGAUACGACUAUUGAGAACUCUAGGACCGAAUCAAUCUCCCCUAGCAGCACGUCCAUCCCUGGCCCUGUUCAGUACACGUUGUCGCCAGACAUUCCUGCAGGCAUCAUCACCGGGCCCUCUGCCUCUCCUGUGCCAACAGAAUCUGCAGAAGUCACCAUGACCACCCAAACAGGUCCCAUUGAGCCGACAUCACAGGACCCACUUACCUUGGACACUACAUCCAACACCUCAGGGGCAGAGAUCCACUCGACUGUGACUCAGAGUUUUACGCACCCAGAGAUGUCCACUCUCAGCAGCAGAGGUCCCGAGGAUGUGUCUUGGCCAAGCCCUGCCUCUGUGAUAGAGACUGGCUCUCCAUCUUCCCCAGUGAUUGUACCUGCCAUGACAACACCCUCCCCUGAGCCACGCAAAUUACUAAGGAGAAGCCCCUCCUCUCCUACUCCUGUGACCUCACUUCUCACCCGUGGUCUGCAGAAAACCAGAGACACAUUGGGUACAAGUGUGGAACUUGUGCCCAGUUCACCUUCAACUGAGAUGAGCACCACCAUUGAGAUACUGUCCACCUCUGAAGCCUCCACAGGUACAGAUGCAAUUCAGCCCUCCAAAAACACAGGUGGGAUCAAUGGGGCCAACGAAAGCUCUGGACAUGAAACACAUUCGUCUGCCCCAGCUGACUCGGAGCCAUCCAAUGUCACGUUUCCAAAGCUUAUUCCUUCCAACUCUAGGGACACCCAUGUUAGCACAUCAGUGCCUAACUCUUUAGAAACUACAGUGUUUGAGCUAGACUCCAUAUCCUCUCUGACUCCUGAACUGAGGAACACAAGCACCGUCCAGCAGAACAGCUCAGCCACAGAGAAAAUCGGCGUCCUUUCCAAAGUACCCACUGAUAUGACUACUGAGAUCUCUAGGACCGAACCCAACUCCUCUAGCAGCACGUCCAUCGCUGGCCCUGUUCAGUCCACGAUGUCACCAGACAUCCCUGAAGGCCUGAUCACCAGGCCCUCUGCCUCUCCUGUGACGACAGAAUCUGCAGAAGUGACCAUGACCACCCAAACAGGUCCCAUUGAGGCUACUUCACACGACCCACUUACCUUGGGCGCUACAACUAAUACCACAGGGGCGGAGAUUCACUCGACUGUGAAUCAGAGUUUUAUGCAACCAGAGAUGACCACUCUCAGCAGCAGAGGUCCCGAGGAUGCGUCUUGGCCAAGCCCUGCCUCUGUGAAAGAAACUGGCUCUCCAUCCUCCCCAGUGACUGCACCUGCCAUGACAACACCCUCUCCUGAGCCAACCACAUUACCAGGGAGGAGCCCCUCCUCUCCUAUCCCUGAGACCUCACUUCUCACUCGUGGUCUGGGGAAGACCAAAGACACAUUGGGUACAAGUGUGGAACCUGUGUCCAGUUCACCUUCAAGUGAGAUCAGCACGACCAAGGAGAUACUGUCCACAUCUGAAGCCUCCACAGGUACAGAUGCAAUUCAGCCCUCCAAAAACAAAGCUGGGACCCACGGGGCCAAUAUAAAUUCUGGGCAUGAAGCACAUUCCUCUGCCCCAGCUGAUUCAGAGCCAUCCAAUGUCACGUCUCCAAUGUUUACUCCUUCCACCCGUACGGAGACCAGUGUUUCCACAUCAAUGCCUCACUCUUUAGAAACUACAAUGUUUGAGCUAGACUCCACAUCCUCUCUGACUCCUGAACUGAGGAACACCAGCACUGUCCAGCAGAACAGCUCAGCCACAGAGAUAAUCGCCGUACUUUCCAAAGUACCCACUGAUAUGACUACUGAGAUCUCUAGGACCGAACCCAACUCCUCUAGCAGCACGUCCAUCGCUGGCCCUGUUCAGUCCACGAUGUCGCCAGACAUCCCUGAAGGCCUGAUCACCAGGCCCUCUGCCUCUCCUGUGACGACAGAAUCUGCAGAAGUGACCAUGACCACCCAAAGAGGUCCCAUUGAGGCUACUUCACACGACCCACUUACCUUGGGCGCUACAACUAAUACCACAGGGGCGGAGAUCCACUCGACUGUGACUCAGAGUUUUAUGCAACCAGAGAUGACCACUCUCAGCAGCAGAGGUCCCGAGGAUGCGUCUUGGCCAAGCCCUGACUCUGUGAUAGAGACUGGCUCUCCAUCUUCCCCAGUGACUGUACCUACCAGGACAACACCCUCCCCUGAGCCAUCCACAUUACCAGGGAGAAGCCCCUCCUCUCCUACUCCUGUGACCUCACUUCUCAACCGUGGUCUGCGGAAAACCAGAGACACAUUGGGUACAAGUGUGGAACCUGUGUCCAGUUCACCUUCAAGUGAGAUGAGCACCACCAUUGAGAUACUGUCCACCUCUGAAGCCUCCACAGGUACAGAUGCAAUUCAGCCCUCCAAAAACACAGCUGGGACCCACCGGGCCAACACAAUUUCUGGACAUGAAGCACAUUCCUCUGCCCCAGCUGAAUCACAGCCAUCGAAUGUCACGUCCCCAAUGGUUACUCCUUCCCCCUCUAGGGACACCAGUGUUUCUACAUCAAUGCCUCACUCUUUAGAAACUACAAUGUUUGAGAUACACUCCACAUCCUCUCUGACUCCUCCACUGAGGAAGCCCAGCACCGUCCAGCAGAACAGCACAGCCACAGAGAAAAUCACCGUCCCUUCCAAAGUACCCACUGAUACAACGACUAUUGAGAACUCUAGGACCGAAUCAAUCUCCCCUAGCAGCACGUCCAUCCCUGGCCCUGUUCAGUACACGCUGUCGCCAGACAUUCCUGCAGGCAUCAUCACCGGGCCCUCUGCCUCUCCUGUGCCAACAGAAUCUGCAGAAGUCACCAUGACCACCCAAACAGGUCCCAUUGAGCCGACAUCACAGGACCCACUUACCUUGGACACUACAACCAACACCUCAGGGUCAGAGAUCCACUCGACUGUGACUCAGAGUUUUACGCACCCAGAGAUGUCCACUCUCAGCAGCAGAGGUCCCGAGGAUGUGUCUUGGCCAAGCCCUGCCUCUGUGAUAGAGACUGGCUCUCCAUCUUCCCCAGGGAUUGUACCUGCCAUGACAAAACCCUCCCCUGAGCCAUCCACAUUACCAGGGAGGAGUCCCUCCUCUCCUACCCCUGAGAACUCACUUCUCACUCGUGGUCUGGGGAAGACCAAAGACACAUUGGGUACAAGUAUGGAACCUGUGUCCAGUUCACCUUCAACUGAGAUGAGCAGCACCACUGAGAUACUGUCCACCUCUAAAGCCUCCACAGGUACAGAUGCAAUUCAGCCCUCCAGAAACACAGCUGGGAUCAAUGGGGCCAACGAAAGCUCUGGACAUGAAACACAUUCAUCUGCCCCAGCUGACUCGGAGCCAUCCAAUGUCACGUUUCCAAUGCUUAUUCUUUCCAACUCUAGGGACACCCGUGUUACCACAUCAGUGCCUCACUCUGUAGAAACUACAGUGUUUGAGCUAGACUCCAUAUCCUCUCUGACUCCUGAACUGAGGAACACAAGCACCGUCCAGCAGGACCGCUCAGCCACAGAGAAAAUCGGCGUCCUUUCCGAAGUACCCACUGAUACGACUACUGAGAUCUCUAGGACAGAACUGAUCUCCUCUAGCAGCACGUCCAUCCCUGGCCUUGUUCAGUCCACGAUGUCGCCAGACUUCCCUGCAGGAACCAUCACCUGGCCCUCUGCCUCUUCGGUGAUGACAAAAUCUGCAGAAGUGACCAUGACAACCCAAACUGGUCCCACUGAGGCUACAUCACACGACCCACUUACCUUGGGCACUACAACCAACACCUCAGGGGCGGAGAUUCACUCGACUGUGACUCAGAGUUUUACGCACCCAGAGAUGACCACUCUCAGCAGCAGAGGUGCCGAGGAUGUGUUUUGGCCAAGCCCUGCCUCUGUGAAAGAAACUGGCUCUCCAUCCUCCCCAGUGACUGCACCUGCCAUGACAACACCCUCUCCUGAGCCAACCACAUUACCAGGGAGGAGCCCCUCCUCUCCUAUCCCUGAGACCUCACUUCUCACUCGUGGUCUGGGGAAGACCAAAGACACACUGGGUACAAGUGUGGAACCUGUGUCCAGUUCACCUUCAAGUGAGAUCAGCACGACCAAGGAGAUACUGUCCACAUCUGAAGCCUCCACAGGUACAGAUGCAAUUCAGCCCUCCAAAAACAAAGCUGGGACCCACGGGGCCAAUAUAAAUUCUGGGCAUGAAGCACAUGCCUCUGCCCCAGCUGACUCAGAGCCAUCCAAUGUCACGUCUCCAAUGUUUACUCCUUCCACCCGUACGGAGACCAGUGUUUCCACAUCAAUGCCUCACUCUUUAGAAACUACAAUGUUUGAGCUAGACUCCACAUCCUCUCUGACUCCUGAACUGAGGAACACCAGCACUGUCCAGCAGAACAGCUCAGCCACAGAGAUAAUCGCCGUACUUUCCAAAGUACCCACUGAUAUGACUACUGAGAUCUCUAGGACCGAACCCAACUCCUCUAGCAGCACGUCCAUCGCUGGCCCUGUUCAGUCCACGAUGUCGCCAGACAUCCCUGAAGGCCUGAUCACCAGGCCCUCUGCCUCCCCUGUGACGACAGAAUCUGCAGAAGUGACCAUGACCACCCAAAGAGGUCCCAUUGAGGCUACUUCACACGACCCACUUACCUUGGGCGCUACAACUAAUACCACAGGGGCAGAGACUCACUCGACUGUGACUCAGAGUUUUAUGCAACCAGAGAUGACCACUCUCAGCAGCAGAGGUCCCGAGGAUGUGUCUCGGCCAAGCCCUGCCUCUGUGAAAGAAACUGGCUCUCCAACCUCCCCAGUAAUUGUACCUGCCAGGACAACACCGUCCCCUGAGCCAUCCACAUUACCAGGGAGGAGCCCCUCCUCUCCUACACCUGUGACCUCACUGCUCAUUCGUGGUCUGGGGAAGACCAAAGACACAUUGGGUACAAGUGUGGAACCUGUGCCCAGUUCACCUUCAGGUGAGAUGAGCCCCAGGAUUGAGAUACUGUCCACCUCUAAAGCCUCCACAGGUACAGAUGCAAUUCAGCCCUCCAGAAACACAGCUGGGAUCAAUGGGGCCAACAAAAGCUCUGGACAUGAAACACAUUCAUCUGCCCCAGCUGACUCGGAGCCAUCCAAUGUCACGUUUCCAAUGCUUAUUCCUUCCAACUCUAGGGACACCCGUGUUACCACAUCAGUGCCUCACUCUGUAGAAACUACAGUGUUUGAGCUAGACUCCAUAUCCUCUCUGACUCCUGAACUGAGGAACACAAGCACCGUCCAGCAGGACCGCUCAGCCACAGAGAAAAUCGGCGUCCUUUCCGAAGUACCCACUGAUACGACUACUGAGAUCUCUAGGACAGAACUGAUCUCCUCUAGCAGCACGUCCAUCCCUGGCCUUGUUCAGUCCACGAUGUCGCCAGACUUCCCUGCAGGAACUAUCACCUGGCCCUCUGCCUCUUCGGUGAUGACAGAAUCUGCAGAAGUCACCAUGACAACCCAUACUGGUCCCACUGAAGCUACAUCAGAGGACCCACUCACCUUGGGCACUACAACCAACACCUCAGGGGCAGAGAUUCACUCGACUGUGACUCAGAGUUUUACACACCCAGAGAUGACCACUCUCAGCAGCAGAGGUCCCGAGGAUGUGUCUUGGCCAAGCCCUGCCUCUGUGAUAGAAACUGGCUCUCCAUCUUCCACAGUGAUUGUACCUACCAUGAGAACACACUCUCCUGAGCCAUCCACAUUAUCAGGGAGGAGCCCCUCCUCUCCUACACCUGUGACCUCAGUUCUCACCCGUGGUCUGGGGAAGACCGAAGACAGAUUGGGUACAACCUUGGUAGCAGUGACCACGUUACCUCCAACUUUGAGUAGUCCCACAGUUGAGAUAAUUUCCACCUCUGAAUUCUCCAUAGAUACAGCGAAAAUUCUUCCUCCCCUAUACACAAUAAUGAGUACUGUGGGUUCCAGCAGUUCUGGACACGAACUAAGUUCCUCUGUCCCAAUUUUUCCUGAGUCCUCCAGCACCACAUAUCCUAUGGGUACUGCUUCCUCCGUGUAUGAGACCACUCCUUCCUCAUCAAUGCGUUCCUCCUUUGAGACGAAGACACUUUCCCAUCUGACUCCUAGACUGAAGGAGACAAGAAUAGCCUUGGAUUCCAGCUCAAGCACACUCACAAACACACCUUCAUCGCCUCUGUCCACUCAUGGUUUGAAGGGUCCCAGGACUGAUGCUGCGUCUUCUGUGAAAGUAUCAGCACCAGAUCAGCCUCUGUCUACACAGUAUACUGACAUUCCAGUGGAAACAGUCACACGCUUUUACACUUCUCUCUCCAUUACAAGGUCUGCUGGCAUAACUGUCCCAGAAUCCAAUCUUUCUAUGCCUGUAUCAGAAAAUACACGUUACCUAAGCACAGAUAUGCUGUCUUCAGCUGAGACCAUUUUUGCUAAUAACACACUAACACCUUAUUUGUCAGAGGCCAUGGCUUCCUUUGCUACAUCUGGAGUUCCAGGUGCCAUUUCAGUUAGUCCAUUUUCUAGGACAGAAUCAGGCCCUGGGGAUGCUACUAUGCCCACCACUGCAGAGAGUCUACCUUCUUCAGCUUCAAUACCAUUCCCCUCUUUGACCUUCCGUACCACUGAUUCUUCAACCAGCCCACUCCCCCAUUGGAUUACUUCCUCACCAGCUACCCCAAGAAUAGUAGACACCAACCUUGAGGCAGAGAGCCAAAGCACUGCUGCAUUACCCUUGGUUACAGCCAGUACUUUGCAGACUUGGACGCAGCCAGUCAGGACAUCUUUACCACCCAUUACGGAUACCAGAAUGACAGAGAGUGUUGGUUUGGGAACAGUGACAAGUUCUUCUCAAGUUCUUCCACACUCAACCCAGUUGACAAGGACUGACGGCAUUGUGGAGCAUAUCACAAAGAUACCCAAUGAAGCAGCACAUGGAGACACCACCGUCCAUGUCCCCCUGGCAUCCACGUCUGCUAGUCUUAGAGGUAUGCUGUCUCUCCUUAGGACAUCAGAUAAAACAGCCAGCAUAAGCACAACAGGAAUGAUCAUCACAACCCCAGAUGUUCCAAAGAUGACAGCCUCAUUUGUCACCAGACCUGGAGACAAGACCAGCACAGUAGUUCCCAUGACAACCCCAUCUAUUUUCAAUAGAGGACCACAGACUACACCCUCACUGGUCCCUAGUUCUGGGGCAGAGACCAGUGCAGCUGUUCCAACUCUGACUGUUUCCUUUGGUGAGCCAGAGACCACAACCUCAUGGGUCACCCAUCCUGCAGAGACUAAAGUCAGUUCAGCUGUUCCAACUCCGACUGUCUCCCCUGAUGUACUGGGGGUGGUGACCUCACUGGUUACUAGUUCUGGGACAGAGACUAGCUCAGUUGAUCAAACUCUGACUGUUUCCCCUGGUCAGCCAAAUGCAACAACCUCAUGGCUCCAUUCCACAGAGACCAGCACACCUGUUUCCAAAACAACUCUGAAUUUUUCCCCUAGUGAAUUAGACACCACAUCUUCAGCAGCCACCAUUCCUGCGGCAGAAGCCAUUUCAGCCACUCCAGUGAUGACUGGCUCACCUAGCAUACCAGCGAUGGUGACCUCACUGAUCAUUAGUUCUGGGACAGACACCAAUAUAAUCUUUUCAACUCUGACUGAGUCCCUGCAUGAAUCAGAGUCAACAGUCUCCUUGGUCACCCAACCUGCAGAAUCCAGCCCAACUCUUCCCAGAACAACCCCCGAUGUUUCCCAUAGCACACCCUCAAUGGCCACCAGCCUUGGGACAGAAGUCAGUUCAGCUGUUCCAACUACAUGUAUCUUCUCUGGUGUACCAGAUAUGGUGACCUCACAGGCCACUAGUUUUGAGAUAGAUGCUAGUACGGCUAUUCCAAGUCUGACACUUCCUCCUGUUGAGCCAGUGACCACAGCCUCACUGGUCACUCAACCUGGGGUGCAGACCAGUCCAGCUGCUCCAACUCCAACUGUCUCCUCUACUGUGCCAGGGCUGGUAACCUCACUGGUCACAAGUUCUGGGGCAGAGACCAGUACAACUUUUCCAAUUCCAACUGAUUCCCCACACAAACCAGAGACAACAGCCUCUCACAUCACCCACUCUGGAACAGAAACAAGUUCAGCUAUUCAAACUAUGACUGUUUCCCAUGGGAAGCCAGAUACAACAGUCUUACUGGUCACCCAUCCUGAAGAGACCAGCCAAAGUAUUCCCAGGACAAUCCCCAAUGUUUCACAUCAUUAAUCAGACACCACAUUCUCAAUGGCCACCAGUCCUAGGGCAAAAGCCAGUUCAGCUGUCCCAGCUACGAUUGUCACACCUGGUAUGCCAGGGAUGGUGACCUCACUGGUUACCAGUUCUGGGGCAGAGACCAGUACAACUUUUCCAACUCUGACUGAUUCCAUGCACAAACCAGAGACAACAGUCUCAUGGGUCACCCAUACAGAAACAAGUUCAGCUAUUCCAACUAUGACUGCUUACCCUGGGAAGCCAAAUACAACAGUUUCACUGGUCACCCAUCCUGUAGAGACUAGACUGACUGUUCCCAGGACAGCCCCCAAUGUUUCCCAUAGUGAAUCAGACACCACAUUCUCAGUGGCCACCAGUCUUGGGGCAGAAGUCAGUUCAGUUGUUCCAACUCCUACUGUCUCAGCCGGUGUACCAGAUAUCAGGACUUCACAGGUCACUAGCUCUGAGACAGACACCACUAUGGCUAUUGUACCUCUGACUCUUUCUCCUGGUGAACCACCAACCACAGUCUUAUUGGUCACCCAUUCCAGUGCAGAGAUAAGCACAAAGUUUCCUGCUUUAUAAACUAUUUUUCCUCAUUUACCAGAGAUCACAGCCGCACCAUCCAUCCCACCUGGGUUAGAGACUAGUACAGCUCUUCCAAAUCAGACUGUUUCUCUCAGUCCACCAGAAACAUCCUCUCUCUUCACCACAACUGUAACCAAGACAGCCAGAGUUAAUCUAACUCCAACAGCUUCAUUUGGUGUUCCUGCAGAAACAGCCUCACUCUCCACCCAUCCUGGGACAGACAUCAGCGCAACUACCUCAACUUUAGCUCUUUCCCGUGGUUUACCAGAGACCACAGGCUUACUGACCACCAGGCCUGCAACAGAGGCCAAUACAAGUACCCUAGCUCUGACUGUUUCCCCUGGUGUUCUUGGGCCUUCCAGGACCCCUGCAACAAAUGUUGGGUUUUAUCCUGUACCUUCCUGGAGCACAGAAACCUCACCACCUACAACCUCAGUUGGACUCCCAGAAUUUCCCAAGACCGUGACAGGUGACACCGUGACCUUGAUAGCAUCAGAGACCCCAACACCACCUAAAACCAGUCAUGGAGAAGGAUUAAGUACAACCACUGUCCUGAAAACCACCACUGCUGAGACCACUCAUUUAGCUGCCACAGGUUCAGGUCCCACUGUGGCCGAGACCACAAUCACCUUCAAUACACUGUCUGGAAGUCCUUUUGCCCCUGUGACCACACCUGGAACCUCUACCUUGGCCUCUGUGAGUGUGACUUCAAGAACAAGUAAGAAUAACUUUAUUGUGGAGCCCUAUAGUCCCCAACAUGUGGACCUGGUUUUGGUUGAUUAUGACAGCUAUGUACCCCAGAGUUCAUCUAUCCAGAGCGAGUACCAGCUAAAUUUCCACAUCAUCAACUGGAACCUCAGCAACCCAGACCCCAUGUCCUUAGAGUACACUGCCCUGCUGAAGGACAUCCAGGACAAGGUCACAAAACUGUACAGAGGCAGCCAGCUACAAGACAUAUUCCACUCCUGCCUGGUCACCAACCUGAUGCUGGAUCCCAUGUCGGUCAGCAUCAAGGUACUGUUCUCCUCCAAACUGGACUCCAGCGUGAUGAAGCAAGUGUUUCUAGACAAGACCCUUAAUGCCUCAUCCCACUGGCUGGGUGCCACCUACCAGUUGACAGAUGUGCAUGUGACAGAAGUGGAGCCAUCAAUUCAUAUACCAACAGACCAACCAACAAUCAGUCCCAGCUUCCAGAACUUCCAGCUGAAUUUCACUGUCACCAACUUAAUCUAUUCCCAGGACAUAGCCCCAGGCACCCCCAAACACCAGCGGAACAAGAGAAAUAUUAAGGAUGCGCUCAACCAGCUCUUCCGAAACAGCAGCAUCAAGUGUUAUUUUUCUGACUGUCAAGUUUCAGCAUUCAGGUCUGAGCCCCGCAGCAACCACACUGGGGUAGAUGCUCAGUGUAACUUCUCACCAUUGGCUCAGAGACUGGACAGAGUUGCCAUCUAUGAGGAAUUCCUGCGGCUGACCAAGAACGGUACCCAGCUGCAGAAUUUUAUCCUGGACAGGAAUAGUGUCCUUGUGGAUGACCUCCCCUUCUGGGCCAUCAUCCUCAUCUGCCUGGCAGGACUCCUGGUUCUCAUCACGUGCCUGAUGUGCUGUUUCCUGGUUAGCAAGAAAAUGCUGUUGUCUUCUUACUAUCAGGUUGUCACUGUCUCCAGGCAGAAGGAGGAGGAAGACUGUGAGGCUCAGCAACAACACCUGGGCUAUUAUUACCUGGGACCUGAGGAAGCUGCAGUGACAUCUGCUUGA
Messenger RNA from Globicephala melas (long-finned pilot whale), 22260 nucleotides. The record is from RefSeq and is a predicted model, not a curated record. Lineage: Eukaryota; Metazoa; Chordata; Mammalia; Artiodactyla; Delphinidae.